Messenger RNA from Pyrenophora tritici-repentis Pt-1C-BFP, 1542 nucleotides. RefSeq names its product GlcD, FAD-FMN-containing dehydrogenase. The record is from RefSeq and is a predicted model, not a curated record. Gene Ontology annotation, molecular function: FAD binding. NCBI's taxonomy places the organism in Eukaryota, Fungi, Ascomycota, Dothideomycetes, Pleosporales, Pleosporaceae.
AUGAGGAACCUAUUUCUAUUUGCCGCCCUAUCGGCGAAUGCACUGUCAGAGGCUACCUUUGAGCCGUCACACUUUAACGUCACUGAGGCACUGCUUCGAAAUGGCGUCCAUGCGUCGUGUGAGACCUUGAACCGCAUCUUUGGUGAUGAUCAAGUGGAUAUGCAAUCCGAGUCUGUAUACAAGGCAUUUGUUAGUGCCUACUGGUCCGACCAGCAAAAGGUCAUGUCGCCCAAAUGCGUCUUCAAACCGCAGAAGUCCCUAGAUGUAUCCACAGCUAUUCUCGUCGCUCGUCUUACGGAUUGCAAAUUUGCGGCGAAAAGUGGUGGACACUCCGCAGUAGCAGGAGGAUCGAACAUUCAGGAUGGAAUCACGAUCAGCUUCGAGAGGAUGAAUCAGACAACACUGUCUGCUGAUAAGAAGAGCGUAUCAUAUCAGCCUGGCCAGACUUGGGCUCAGGUAUAUGACAAAUUGGCCAAGGACAACGUGGGCGUUCUUGGAGGGCGAGUUGCUGACGUUGGUGUUGGUGGAUUGACCAUGGGCGGAGGCAUAUCAUUCUUCUCGAGCAUGUAUGGCUUAGCUUGCGAUAACGUCAUUUCGUACGAACUGGUUACUGCCUCUGGACGCAUAAUCAACGUCGACAAAACCUCAUAUCCCGAUCUUUACCAGUGUUUACGAGGUGGUGGCAAUAACUUUGGUCUUGUCACAAAGUUCACUGUAGUCGCCAUUCCUAGGCAGGGGAACAUGUGGGGUGGAGCGCGACUCUACCCUGCAGCCGUGAGCCCUGCUGUUAUCAAGGCUUACUACAACCUCGGUAUGAGCGCAACAAAGGACCCAAAGUCCCAUCAAAUCGUGUCGUUUGGCGUCCUUCCCCAGGUUGGUCAGGUAUCCCUUGUCCAACUGGACUAUGCCGAUCCAACUGGCAACGCUUCUGUAUUCUCCGAGUAUAACGCGAUCCCAGGAGCCAUACAGGACUCUACAGGAAUCAAUAGCCUUUCGAAUUUGACACGUGCACUGGGUGUCCAGCCUGACUCAGGGUCUCGACAGUUGUUCCGCAGUUGGACUGCCAAGCUGGAUGAGGACAUGGCGAACACUAUCAAGAACAUAUACUUCGAGGAGCUCCCCAGUAUUCUUAACGCAACAAGAAUUCUUCCCGCUCUAGCCCUCCAGGUUCUCACCCAACCGAUUAUAGAGAAGACUCAUUCGAACGGAGGCAAUGUACUCGGUCUCGACCCUAAAGGUGGACCCCUUUUAUUGGCCUUGAUCUCGAUAUCUUGGGCCGAUAGUGCCGACGACGAACGGCUUCACCAGUUCACAGCGAGAGUGGAGAAGCGCGCCGUCGCCGCAGCAAAGGCCAAAGGCAAACAUAACGACUACAUUUACAUGAACUACGGAAGCCAGUAUCAAGAUGUUGUUGCUGGUUAUGGUUCAGCUAACAAAGCUCGAAUGAUUGCCGUCUCUCACAAGUAUGAUCCGCAUGGUGUGUUUCAGCAGCUUCAGCCGGGUUACUUCAAGCUCAAUGGUGCGCCACAGCUUGGGGCUUGA